UCCAUAAUGGAUGUUGGCGACCACUCCACUCUCAUGCAGUCCCCCAGGUCAGCUUCUCGCCCCGAGCCUGCGCCGGAAUAUCCUGGCGUGAGCAUAGGAUGCUCAUGGAGGAUACCGGAUUUGAUGUGAAGAAAACCCCAAAGGAAAUGGCAAAUGGCUUUAGGCAGAUUUGAGACGAUUUUGACUGGAGUGCACUGUCAAGAAAUAGUGGGACAUAAGGGUGAAGGAACUAUACUGAGCCCUUACAAGAGCCAGAGUAUCAGGGUAAAACCCACCAUGCAGGGUAUUUUGUGGGUUUUAAAUGAGAUCAACACAAAUAAACUUUGCAAUUCUAGAGGUAACGUUCUGACCAAAAGUCAAACACAACUUAAGACCAAACCACCAGUAAUCAUCAUAUGUCUGGAAGUCCGUCUGAUGACCAGUUGUCUAUUACUCUACUGAGGUUGAUUGCAGUUUACCAGUGAUCUUUUCCCUGGUAUUUUUUUUAACAUUGGAGAUACAGUCUUAUUUUGUAACUUCACCUGGUGGUAAGCCAGGAGUCCUCCUGCCUCAGCCUUCCAAGUGCCGGCAUUACAGGUGUAUGUCACCAUACUUCUGUUUUCUAUGAAAUUUCAGUUAUGCAUAUUAGGCUUCCCAAAAUGCUGGGAUGUGUUGCAGGCGUUUCUAUUUUAGUCUGCUUAACUUUGUGGCUGUCUUUCAAUGGAAAUAAAUUAUAACAUAGAAUUAAAAGCUUCCAGGGAGGCUUUUUCCUCAGCCUUUUCCAAAGCCUGAAUGCCUUAAUUGCUGUGACAUAGUACCUGUUAUUGAUGUACAAGGGUGGAAUUAAAUUAUACUUGUAAGGAGCACUUAGCAUAAAGCCUCAUGAGAACAAGUGCUCAAAAUACUAGUUAAGAUGAUGUUUAAUAGUGUUCCAUUGUGUGUCUGUCCUCUUGACAAUAAAUUAUUUAAGCAAGUUUUCUGUUGUAGAUGCUUAGAAGAGUUUAGAUUUUAGUUGCAUUAUUUAAAGGUUAAAACAGACGAUAUAUAUAUAUAAUGUGCUUAGGAAGUUGGCUGGCAGAUAACCUUCAAUAAAGAUAUGUUGGUGAUGGUUAACUAAAAGCAUUGUAACUAUUCUCUCAUGUUUCUAGAAUAAAUUCCAGAAGAGAAUUGGCCAAUCUGAGACUGUUUAAAGGCCCUUGCUACUCAUCCCAAUGUACAUAUCAUUCCUAAAGUACAUAUCUAAUGAGGACACAACUAUGCUGAAAUCCCUCCCAAAGCACCUUUUGAUGUAGUUUGACCUCUGCUGGCUUCUCCAUGUUCAUCUUCCCUCCAGUGUUGCUCAUGACUAAGUCUCCCCAUAUCUAAUCUCAGUAGUAAUUAUUUUAUUUUAUUUUAUUUUUUAGAUUUAUUAUGUAUACAGUAUUCUGCCUUUCAUAUAUUCUUGCUCACCAGAUGGGGCACCAUAUCUCAUUGUAGAUGGUUGUGAGCCACCCUGUGGGUGCUGGGAAUCGCACUCAGAACCUUUGGAAGAACAGCCAGUGCUCUUAAUCUCUGAGCCACCUUUCCAGCCCCUAAGUAAAUCUUUUUUUUUUCUUUUGUAAUUCUUUAUGUGAUAAAGAUCUGCCUCUUACUUAUUCGAGACUCAGGCUUUCCCUGCCUGUAAUAUUGCUCCUCCCUCUCAUCAAAACCGUAGACCCCAGUUGUGCCAAGAAAGCUGCAGCACUUCUCCCUCGGUCCCUCCAGCCUGGACUAAGGGAGCGGUGAGACUGCAAACACGCACCACCGCACCUACCAGUCUGUAGUUAGACUCUUCACUGUGAGACGGUGAGAUCCAUUCAGCUAACCCAAGCAAAGGGAGGUCGAAGAGGAGAAGAGUCUUCCGGAAAUCCACGGAACUGGAGCUCACUUCCCUAACUCAUCUGGCACUGCCCAUGAGCGCCAGUGUUCCACCACUGUGAGCCACAACCAUUGGUUCUGUCUCCUGGUGACUCUGCACUCCUGGUCCCGUGAUUACUUCAGCACCUCCUGAUAUCUUUUUGCCUCAUCGCUUGCAUAAUGUCCCAACACUUUAAAAUUCAUGUUCACAAAGAAGGAUCUUUUCAUCCCGGACCAUAUCUGUCAUAGUUUUUGUCAACUGAAUACAUACUCAGGAAGAGAGAAUCUCAAUUCAGCUGCCUCCACAGGAACAGAACUCUACCCUGAAGAUGAUGGGCUAGCAGACACUGCACUGCAGUUUCAAUAUCCACAGCUUUUGUUCUCACUCUAGAAUGAGCAUGGUGUGCCCUUGGCCUUGCUUUGACUGCUCCUUGUAAGGUUAUGGGGAUGAAGGUGGUUGCAUUGCUCACUGGUAUAUGGAGAGGCCUUGCCACACGGAUCAGAAGACCCUGGGUUUGGUUAUUCUCAUACCUUCUCUACUCCCACACUUCUUCCUCACUAGGACUCUGUCCUUCCCUACCAGAACAGCAUAGAAGGGAAUGGCUGCUGUGUCUCCACCUACGAGAUGUCAGGCAUCAGUGACAUUUGAAGAUGUGGCCGUGACUUUCUCAGAUGAAGAGUGGAGGUGUCUGGUCCCUGUGCAGAGGGCACUCUACAAGGCAGUGAUGCUGGAAAACUAUGAGAGUAUCAUCUCACUGGGGCUUCCUGUUCCUCGACCUGAUAUGAUUCUUCAGUUGAAGAGAAGGGGUGAGCCGUGGAUGCAGGGUCUUCAUAGAUCUGAGGAAAAAGAAUGGCCAGAGAGCAUCUCUCUAGACCAGGAGACUAAGUCUGAGAUCCUAGGUGCUUCAGAAGGAACACCAAGAGAAAGCUAUAGAAAGCGAAGUUCUCUGUGCCCGAAACGUGAAGUUCAAACUCUAGCAGGUGGGUUGGAACCAGAGAAGAAAAGUUCUAAAGCAGAGACUUGCAAGAAACCCCUUUCCUUGGAUAAGAGCUUGCAGCAAAGGUCAGCCCCAUCCAAGAGAAUCCUCAGUAAACAUCAAGACCAGGAAUGUAGUGACUGCGGGAAGACCUUCUUUGACCAUUCCUCACUCAUCCGCCACCAGAGGGCUCACACUGGAGAGAAGCCCUACGACUGUCCUGAGUGCGGGAAGGCCUUCAGCCACAGGAGCAGCCUCAGCAGACACCUGAUGUUCCACACAGGACAGAGCCCAUAUGAGUGCAGUGCAUGUGGCAAAGCCUUCUUUGACCGGUCGUCCCUAACGGUGCAUCACCGGAUCCACACAGGAGAGAAGCCUUUCAAAUGCAAUGAGUGUGGCAAAGCCUUCUUUGACCGGUCGUCCCUUACUCGCCACCAGAGGAUUCAUACUGGGGAGAGUCCCUAUGUAUGUCAGCAGUGUGGGAAAGCCUUCAGCCAGAAGAGCAUCCUCACUCGCCACCUGCUGAUCCACACUGGCAGGAAGCCUUACGAAUGCAGGGAAUGUGGGAAAGCGUUCUAUGGUGUCACAUCCCUAAACAGACACCAGAAAGUGCAUACCGGGGAGCCACGCUUUCAGUGCAGUGACUGUAGCAAAGCUUUCUUUGACCGCUCUUCUCUCACACAGCACCAGAAGAUACACACUGGAGACAAGCCGUAUGAGUGCAGUGAGUGUGGGAAAGCCUUCAGCCAGAGGUGCCGGCUCACACGACAUCAGAGAGUUCACACAGGGGAGAAACCCUUUGAGUGCAGUGUGUGCGGCAAAGAGUUCAGUUCCAAGUCCUCUGUUAUUCAGCAUCAGAGGCGUUACGCCAAACAAGGGAUAGACUGAACAGGGGAGAAGCCUGAGCUAAACAAAGGGCCUUUCUAGAAACUCAGUAGGUCUCCUUGUCAUCGACAAAUCCAGCCUUUGCUCAUUCCGCCAACUCUGGCGACGAUCUUCCUGCCCCACCAAUGCUCCAAUGUCUAAGUAAACAGUGCACUCACUGUACUACAAAACCAAUGUGGAGUGCAGAAGCUACAACAGGAAGCUCCAGAAUCAACAUUUUGGGUGGAGGCUGGGUGUAGCUCAGUGGUAGAAUACUGCUAGCAUGCAUGAGGCCCGUCAGCUUGAUCCCCAGCACUGCAAAAGACAUUGAAGAGAUUGCCAGAUGGCUAGAUGGGUAUUAGAGGAGGGGAAUCUACAGACAUACCUUGUGAGGACAGGCUGUUAUCACUGUACUUUAAUAGCUGCAGGCAGGAGGGGAGUGUCACAGUUAUGGGAGAAGAGCAUUUUCUUCAGAAGCAUCUUUAGAAGCUUGCUGUCUUGUGCCCCAGCAUUUAUCCUCCUAGUGCUACUAGUGGUAGUAAUAGCACUUACUAAGCACUUACCUUGGAGUAAACACUCAGUGAAUUUUUAGAAGGGCUAUAAUGACUGAUUCUCUCGCUGAAUCUGUAAAACAGGCCCUUUUGCUGUCUGAAUUUCACAGAGGCGCACACUGAAGUUUAGAGAGAUCAAGUAACAUACUGUAGGUCACGCAAAGUGAAGCCAGGCAUCUUGGUUGCUUUUCUGUUGUGCAGAGACUCAAUGGCCAAAGCAACUUAUAAAAGAAAGCAUUUACAGGGCUUGCUUCUAGCUCCAGAAGGUGAGUCUGUGGCCAUCGUGGCAGGGAGCAUGGCAGCAGAUAGGCACAAUGCUGGAGCAGUAGCUGAGAGCUUACAUAUGAUCCACAAGCAGUAGGCCAAGAGAUGGGGACAGACAGACAGACACACUGGUCUUGGCACAAGCUUUUGAAACUUCAAAACCCACCCCCAGUGGCACACCUGUUCCAACAAAGCCACACUUCCUAACCCUUUCUAAACACUCCAUCAACUGGGAACCAGACAUUAAAAUACGUAUAUGAGCCUGUAGGGCGAUUCUCAUUCAAACCACGUUCUACUUGAGGACAAGAUCAGCUGAUCUUCAUGCUGAGAAAUAGGUCUUUUUGCUGUCCGAAUUUCACAAAUGAGCACACUGAAGUUUAGAGAUUUAGUAACAUACUCUAGACAACACAAGGUGAAGCCAGAUCUUUGGUAUGGGACUGCCUUCAGUGUUUCUACUACAGUAAGAUGCUCUUAAGUUUUGUCUUAUAAUUUAUAUGCCUGAAUUAUCUUCUCAACUGGAUCGUAAGCACUUGAAGGUGUGAUUUAAUAGGUCUCUGUCUUACAGGGUGCCUUUCAAAUAUUAGGUGAUCAAUAAAUGUUUAUCUAAAUGAAUACCCAGGUCUCUAUUCAAAACCUGCUUGGGUCUACCUCCUAUCUAAGUUUUCACAAUCUGGCCUCUAACAUCCCAGUAGUCACUUCUAAGUUCUAUUUCUUCCUUCUUAAUUGCUCAAGAUAAAUACUAAGCCCUGCACAGUAACAAAGAAGCCUCCUAAAUAAAUAAGUUCCUGUGUCUGUCA
Psammomys obesus (fat sand rat) is the source of this 5307-nucleotide messenger RNA. It is a transcript of the gene Znf2, whose product is annotated as zinc finger protein 2. The record is from RefSeq and is a predicted model, not a curated record. The transcript is spliced from 5 exons. NCBI's taxonomy places the organism in Eukaryota, Metazoa, Chordata, Mammalia, Rodentia, Muridae. Gene Ontology annotation, molecular function: DNA-binding transcription repressor activity, RNA polymerase II-specific. The coding region runs from base 2454 to 3719 and encodes 421 amino acids. Gene Ontology annotation, biological process: negative regulation of transcription by RNA polymerase II.